Somion occarium is the source of this 1461-nucleotide messenger RNA. Lineage: Eukaryota; Fungi; Basidiomycota; Agaricomycetes; Polyporales; Cerrenaceae. The record is from the annotation of a GenBank genome assembly.
GACCAACAAAAGUACUACAUGUCAAGCUUUAAUUUCCAAGGCUCUCGAGUACUCUCGUCCCUGGCGACUCGCGGGCGGAUAGUAAUUGGAAGUGGAAGGAUAGAGCCAUCGAUGAGUUUCUUAUUUCUCUGCAACGCGAUUGGCCUGGAGACGACGUCAGAUCUAGCCGCGCCUGGCAAGACCGGACUGGAAAGGGGGAAGCCGAAUCUCCGAUAGCGAUGGCUCGAGAUAUAAAACUGGCCCCUCUCCCCUUUCCAACUCUCUUCCCCAACCAUUUCGCUACUCUCAUACAUCCAUCAUGCCAGUUAAAGUAGGAAUCAACGGUUUCGGUCGUAUCGGUCGUAUCGUGCUCCGUAAUGCCUUGCUUCAUGGAGACAUCGAUGUCGUCGCCGUGAACGACCCCUUCAUUAACCUUGAUUACAUGGUCUACAUGUUCAAGUACGACUCCGUUCAUGGUCGCUUCAAGGGCUCCGUUGAGGCCAAGGACGGCAAGCUCUGGGUCGAUGGCAAGCCGAUUCACGUCUUCGCUGAGCGUGAUCCUGCCAACAUCAAGUGGGGUGACGUCGGUGCUGAGUACAUCGUGGAGUCCACUGGUGUCUUCACCACCACCGAGAAGGCCUCUGCCCACUUGAAGGGUGGUGCCAAGAAAGUCAUCAUUUCUGCUCCCUCCGCUGACGCACCGAUGUUCGUCUGCGGUGUCAAUCUCGAGGCAUACGACCCCAAGUACACCGUCAUCUCCAACGCGUCCUGCACGACCAACUGUCUUGCACCCCUCGCCAAGGUCAUCAACGACAAGUUCGGUAUCCUCGAGGGUCUCAUGACGACCGUCCACUCGACAACCGCUACCCAGAAGACCGUCGACGGUCCCUCCAACAAGGACUGGCGUGGAGGUCGUGCUGUUGGUAACAACAUCAUUCCCUCGUCCACCGGUGCUGCCAAGGCCGUUGGAAAGGUCAUUCCUUCGCUCAACGGCAAACUUACCGGCUUGGCCUUCCGUGUACCCACUGUCGAUGUCUCCGUCGUUGACCUUGUCGUCCGUCUCAAGAAGGAGGCAACCUACGAGGAUAUCAAGAAUGCCCUCAAGGAGGCUGCUGCAGGACCUCUCAAGGGCAUUCUCGAAUACACCGACGAGAAGGUCGUCUCGACUGACUUCACUAGUAGCAGCGCGUCCUCGAUCUUUGAUGCCGAUGCUAGUAUUCAGCUUAGCCCCACCUUCGUCAAGCUUAUUGCCUGGUACGAUAACGAGUGGGGUUACUCCCGCAGUGUUUGCGACUUGCUUGUGUAUGCUGCCAAGAAGGAUGGUGCUAUCUAAGUAGGUUGGGCGAGUAUAGUAUACUGAGAAGGAUCAGAAUUUAAAGAAGUGUAAAAUGGACAACUAUAUGUGUACUUGUUCUGUUGUUGGCUGUCGUUUCCGUUCCGUUCUGUCUCAGCUGGAAAGCAAACAUAGAUCAUUUCUGCUUC